Messenger RNA from Trichophyton rubrum CBS 118892, 713 nucleotides. RefSeq lists its product as uncharacterized. The coding region runs from base 125 to 565 and encodes 146 amino acids. The transcript has a single exon. The record is from RefSeq and is a predicted model, not a curated record. Lineage: Eukaryota; Fungi; Ascomycota; Eurotiomycetes; Onygenales; Arthrodermataceae.
CGCUGGCGGAGUAUUUCGGGAGAAGCGGGAUAUUGCUGCAUGAUGAGAAGAGCAGAGAGAGGUGGGAACCAAAGAAAAAACUGGAUCCCCCAAGAUUGUGCUAAAAAAGGAGCUUUGUGCCCCGAUGUUAGAUCUCGAUUCCAACAUCCGAACCCAAGACCAAGACCAACCCUGGAAGACGGAAGAAGAGGUCCAUGCCACGCCAUCGGUUAACAGGAGCCAUCAAAGACAAAAAGAGAGAAUAGUAGGAGAGUCUGGCUUUCAGACUUCCCGUGUCUCUCCUCUGCUUGAUCUUGACCUUGUUAUUUGCUGGUCUUGUUUAUUGUUCUUCUGGCACCAAGGGGUCUACCCCAUACAGGUACCGUCGAACAAGAAGGUGAUGCAGUGUACAUGGCUUGCGCAGCCGAUAACAGUCGCACCACCGCACUGGGAGGGAAAAGCAAAUACGGGCGCUUCCAACUUCGCUCGAAGCUUGAUGUACUUACAUAGAAUGUACAGCACCCUACCAUGGUCGAGAUUGCAGCAUCACUCUUCCCAACCAUGGACACAGCGCACACGGGAUUAAGGCACUGGUCGUCGAUAUUCAGCCAGCAUCAUCAUAUCUCCCCCAUUUGCCUUCGGAUUAUGUCAAUAUAGCUGACUCAAGCUGUCGAUAACCAAGUCAACUUAUUUGCAAACCGCGCGGGGCGGGGCCGAGGUCACGGCAGAGAUGG